Messenger RNA from Penicillium soppii, 1011 nucleotides. Its product is annotated as Short-chain dehydrogenase/reductase SDR. The record is from RefSeq and is a predicted model, not a curated record. Gene Ontology annotation, cellular component: endoplasmic reticulum membrane; mitochondrial outer membrane; lipid droplet. Bases 1 to 1011 code for a protein of 336 amino acids. Gene Ontology annotation, molecular function: 3-beta-hydroxysteroid 3-dehydrogenase (NADP+) activity. The transcript has 2 exons. NCBI's taxonomy places the organism in Eukaryota, Fungi, Ascomycota, Eurotiomycetes, Eurotiales, Aspergillaceae.
AUGACAGGAACAGUGGUAAUCACCGGUGCAACCGGAUCUCUCGCCAUCGAAGCCAUACAGCAACUUCUAUCGUCGCAUUCCUCUUUGACGAUAGUCGGAACUGUCCGACAUGCUACAAAAUCUCCAAAGAGCCCCUAUCUGCUUCGACUGGACGAGCUGAGAUCUCAGUUUCCCAACGGCAAGCUUCUGAUCAACACCGUGGAUCUAAGCUCGAUCUCAGAAGUCCGGGAAUUUGCAGAUAAAAUCGCCGGUUUGGUGGAAUCCAAAGAGCUUCCCCCGAUUGUCGCCAUCAUUUGCAAUGCGUUUACGUGGUCUUUGAAUGGCCAAAAGUUUUCCAAUGAUCGCCUGGAGUCGACAUUCCAGGUCAAUCAUCUUGCGCAUUUUCUGCUAGUUCUGACACUCGUGAGAAGCAUGGAUCGAGAAAAAGGUCGCAUAGUCAUGUUGAGCUCUGAAGUUCACGAUCCUGAACAUACCAAUCCCUUAUCUAAACUGGGGGCAAAACUUCCUGCCAAUGAUGAACUUGAUGAACUGAUCAAGCCCGGUCCAGAUGAAACCGGAACCGAACAUGAUAUGGGCUGGCGAAGAUACGCAAACAGCAAACUGGCCAAUGUCAUGUUUAUGCAAAGUUUGAACCAGCGCCUACAGCAGAACCCCCAAUUCAACAAGAUUACGGUGACUGCUAUGGAUCCAGGUGGUCUUGUUGCCUCCCGGGCGCAUACUGCUCAGCGUUCAAUCAACCGGAUUUUGUUCGGAUUGUUUGCAAUUCUGCUUCCUAUUAUCAAACUUUUUACCCACAAACUGCGCUCAAAUGCGGACUCGGCUAGGGACGUUCUGGCACUUGCUUUGGACCCCGAGUAUAAUUCAACGAGAGGCCAUUUCAAUGGAAGAAAGGUCCAGCCUCCUGCUCGUGCCAGUGAAGACCAGGCAAAGCGCGAGGCUCUGUGGGAAGCCUGCUGGAAAUGGGUGGAGAUGAAGGAUGAAGAGACCUGUAUGCCAGCACAUUGUUUCUGA